AGUAGACCUUCAUCAUGUUCCUGCGUCUAGGGUGUCGCCUGAGGACCGCGAGCGUACCUAGGUAUACAGCCAUUACUCCUAGACUAUACCGCGGGUAUGCAGUUGACCUGCACCCGAAGUACGCCGACAAGGUGAAGAAGAAGGCCGAGGAGAAGGGCGUCUCUCUUGAGCAACUUGCUGAAGAAGCCAAGAAGAAGCUUGAAGAGGAGAAGGCCGCGGUGCGCGAGGCCCUGCGCAAGCAGCGCGAGACGGAGGCGGCGCAGGCAUUGAAGGAGGAAGCGAAGUCCUCGUCCGCACCCCGGACGCCGCCGCCAGCGAUGGCGGCGCGCUCGGAUAGCUCUCCUGUGAAGCCGCUGGCCUCCAUCCUGAACGUAGAGAAGAUGCUCGACCCGCCACACACCGCGGAGCAGGUCUCUCAGAUCUGGACCACCUAUCAUGACCUGCAGUCUGGCGGCACCGGUCGAGGCUUCGUCUCCGCCUCCAUCCCCCUCCCGACCUACGAAAAGAUGCUCUCCAUCGCGCGGCGUUACCCCACCUUCGUCAUUCCCCUCCCCCGCCUCGUCGAGAAGGACGACGCGCCGUCUUCCACCGAGAAUCCCUCAACCUCACCCUCUGACUCCCCUUCCUCUGAACCCGCAAAAGAAACCGCCUACGAGUUCUACUUGAUGCAAUGGGACAUCCACCCCGCGCCACCCGCCCCCACCACCGACAUCUUCGCCCGGCCGCAGGCGAACGCCUCCCCGAACCCGCCUACCGCGACCAUCAUCUUCACGCCCUUGCAGGAGUACAAGCUCCGGCAACAGUUCGCCACACCGUACAUGGUGCUGACGCAGUACACCGACCUGGCCGCGAGCCACGGCGUCGUGCUUGCGCGCGGGGAGAUCACGCCGUCGACCAGCGAGUCGGGCAAGUUCAUGCUGGGGCAGGAGGACGCGCGGUCGCUGGUGAUGGCGAUCCAGAAGUUCUACCUGUGGGACCAGGGGAAGAAGGAGAAUCUGCUGCAGGUGUUCCACGAGCGGCCGGAGGAGUUCAAGUGGGAGGACCUCAUUCAGCAGGUGAAGGUGGUGGCGUGAGUGGGCGCGGUGAGCCACGGCGUACUACAUACUAUCUGCAGACUAUCCGUCGCGCUAAUGACCACUGCUUUGACACUCGCA
This is a messenger RNA of Schizophyllum commune H4-8, 1154 nucleotides long. RefSeq names its product ATP11-domain-containing protein. The record is from RefSeq and is a predicted model, not a curated record. The transcript has 3 exons. Gene Ontology annotation, biological process: mitochondrial proton-transporting ATP synthase complex assembly. The coding region runs from base 15 to 1073 and encodes 352 amino acids. Gene Ontology annotation, cellular component: mitochondrion. NCBI's taxonomy places the organism in Eukaryota, Fungi, Basidiomycota, Agaricomycetes, Agaricales, Schizophyllaceae.